AUAACACCAACCCGAGAAAGUCCAGCCCCUUGAAGGAAAUCAUAUCCGUAGCCAUGGUAACAGUUAUAUUUCUUGUCGCCUUAAUUUACAUUGGACUCCGAAACGUUUCGGUGCAACCGAGAUAUAAAGAAACUAGUCUGUGCGCGGAGAGAACAAAGAUAUACGGUUUGAUAUUCAUUGUUGUACCGUGGUACAUCGUACAUACGCAUUUCGACGGCGCAUACAUACCUCAGUUUCCGAUCCCCCUUACGUCGUGGCGAAGGUGGCUUGAUGCGACACAUUCCUCAUCCAUGGGUUAUCAAAGGCCUGUCGAGAUCUGGAAGGGGGGUCAAUACCCUGGAUUUAUGCGAUUCCGGGGCAUAUAAUUUGCUUUCUCACCAGGAAAUCUCAUCCUAGGUUGCACUUAUUUAGACCUUUCAUUCGAAAUGAUAUAAACGAAUAUGUCAUACACUCACGCGUACGUCAUUACCGUCGUCUACUGCCAAAAUUAUACCGCAAAGUUAUACGCUACCGGUAUCUCCCUUCCGACCGCGGCAUUCCAUGCCUCCGCCGACAAAGAAUCGCCUCCACCAAGGAAUUUCACAUCCUCUCCCGUCAACCUCAAUCAUAUCCGCACCCUCGCGGACCAAAAUUCGCCAGAUCAUCCGCCGCACUGGCGGUGAAUAACCUGAGGUCCCCGAAUAUCGCGCGCGAAGACCGCGCCGGUGAGCGGCUCGCACUUGGGCGCGAACGCGCUCGAUCUGUUGCGAAGAGAACCGACCGCCACGAUGAGGGAAGCCGAUUGAUCGGGUGAAGUUCGCAGUCGCAGUGACAAGUUGAUACGAUGACUCGUGAUGCUGAUUUAGACUGUCUUCUGUGUCCGCCUCGGUUUGAGCAGAAUUGCCCCCUCUGACUUUAUGGGAGGACUGGGAUACUUUCAAGGCAGAGCCGUAAUCUUCCUUCAAUAAUUGC
Aspergillus pseudotamarii is the source of this 951-nucleotide messenger RNA. RefSeq lists its product as uncharacterized. Bases 54 to 365 code for a protein of 103 amino acids. The transcript has a single exon. The record is from RefSeq and is a predicted model, not a curated record. Lineage: Eukaryota; Fungi; Ascomycota; Eurotiomycetes; Eurotiales; Aspergillaceae.